This is a messenger RNA of Crotalus tigris (Tiger rattlesnake), 1188 nucleotides long. RefSeq names its product vomeronasal type-2 receptor 26-like. Lineage: Eukaryota; Metazoa; Chordata; Lepidosauria; Squamata; Viperidae. The transcript is spliced from 3 exons. Gene Ontology annotation, biological process: G protein-coupled receptor signaling pathway. Gene Ontology annotation, cellular component: membrane. Gene Ontology annotation, molecular function: G protein-coupled receptor activity. The coding region runs from base 1 to 1188 and encodes 395 amino acids. The record is from RefSeq and is a predicted model, not a curated record.
AUGCAGUCUGAGGAUGCCUCCUCUAUUUCCAAAGCUAUCCACGCUGUGGCCUUGGUCCUCAAUGCUGCCUCUUCCUCCCAACUGAGUACCAGGAAGAUGCAAGUUGGAGACCAUCAGUCGCUCCAAAUUGUACAACCAUGGCAGAUGGUGCCUUCUUCUAGAUGUUCAGAAAGUUGUUAUUCUGGAUAUGCCAAGCUCAUGAGAAAGGGAGCACCAAUUUGCUGCUAUGACUGUUCUCUGUGUAUGGAAGGAACAUUUUCAAUGCAAGAAGAUGCAGCCCAUUGUGAAAAGUGUCCAGAUGGCCAGUAUUCCAAUAAGAAGCGAGAUCAGUGUGUCUCCAAAAGUAUAAGCUUCUUAUCCUAUGAAGAACUGUUGGGAUUCAUUUUGGCUUUCUUUGCCAUUGCUUUGUCCCUGAUCACUGCCUUCAUUCUGGGAAUCUUCAUUAAAUACCAAGAAACUCCCAUAGUCAAAGCUAACAAUCGGGACCUCACCUACACUCUUCUGAUCUUCCUCUUGCUUGCUUUCUUGACCUCCCUUCUGUUUAUUGGUCAUCCUAAGAAAGUGACUUGUCUUCUUCGGCAAGUCACCUUCAGUUUUGUUUUCUCAGUUGCCGUAUCUUCCUUGCUCGCAAAGACUAUCAUGGUGGUAGUUGCAUUUUUGGCCACAAAGCCAGGAAGCAGGAUGAGAAAAUGGCUGGGGAAAACUCUGGCCAACUCCAUUGUCUUGUCCUGUUCUGGGUGUCAAGUGGGAAUCUGCAUGAUAUGGCUAGGAUUCUCUCCCCCAUUCUCAGAUUCUGACUUGCAUUCCCAACCGAGACACAUCUUGCUGCAAUGCAAUGAAGGCUCAGUCAUCAUGUUCUAUUCUGUCCUUGGCUACAUGGGCUUUUUGGCUGCUAUCUGUUUCUUUGUGGCUUUCUUGGCCCGAAAGCUUCCAGGGACUUUCAAUGAAGCCAAGUGGAUCACCUUCAGCAUGCUGGUCUUCUGCUGUGUUUGGAUCUCCUUUGUCCCCACCUACCUGAGCACCAAAGGGAAAUACAUGGUGGCCGUCCAGAUCUUUUCCAUCCUGGCCUCCAGCCUUGGCUUACUAGUCUGCAUCUUUCUCCCCAAAUGCUACAUCAUUAUUCUGAGAUCUGAGUUGAACACCAAGGAGCAUCUAAUAAGAAAAAAGAAUGAGGGCUCCCAAUUUUAG